AUGUCGCAGACUCCCAAGGUCGAGCAAGGCCAGGCCAAGGAUAUGGCUCAAUCUGUUGCUUCUGAUCGCGAGCAAGAUGAGGUGCUGGUGUUGACCAAGGCUCAAUCGAAGCGACUGCUCCUCAAGACAGAUCUGGUCGUCAUGCCACUUGCCGUCCUGUCUAUGACUCUCGCCUUUUUAGACAAGAACGCGUUGGGAUACGCUGCCAUCUUCGGUAUCAAAGAAGAUGCCCACCUAAAACCCCAAGAGUACAGUUGGCUCAGCAGCAUCUUCUACUUCGGUUACCUGGCCAUGGAGUUCCCCAACCUGUGGUUAAUGACCAAGAUUCCCAUCGGCAAAUACGUCGGUGGCUGUCUCACUCUAUGGGGUGUUGCUCUAUGCUUCAUGGCCCUUUGCCACAACUUUGCCGGACUGGCCACUAUUAGAUUCCUUCUGGGUGUCUUUGAGGCUGCUGUACUACCUUGCAUGAUGAUCAUCAACUCGAUGUGGUAUUUGAGGAACGAGCAGCCUCUCCGAACUGCGUUCUGGUAUAAUACUUUCGCGGGUGUGUUUGGAGGUAUUCUGUCGUAUGCGAUUGGGCAGAUCAAUGGCUCGCUGUCAACCUGGAAGUACAUCUUCCUCAUAUAUGGAUCCUGCACCGUGCUCGCCGGAGCUCUGGUCUUCUUUGGCCUCCCUGAUACUCCCUCUAAAGCAUGGUUCUUCACGGAGGAAGAGAAGAAACUCGCCAUGAUUCGGCUCGCUCCCAACCAAACUGGUAUCGAGUCAAAGAAGAAAUUCCAAACUGCACAAAUCCUGGAGGCUCUUCGUGAUCCUAAGUGCUACUGCAUCUGGCUCGGCGUCUUUGGCUACGCCCUCGCCAAUGCAGGCAUCACAAAUUUCAACCCUCUGAUUAUCGCUGGGUAUGGCUUCAGCAAGACCAAGACUGUUCUCAUGGCGACUCCCCAAGCGGCAGUUGCCAUGAUCAGUCAGGCUAUUCUCACGACUGUCGCGUUCUUCAUCCCUAACCUUCGAUGCAUCUUCUGGAUCUUCGGUGCGCUUAUGGGCUUGGUUGGGGCUGUCAUGGUGCAUUCGCUCGAUGUUGCCACCCAACGCGACGCUUCUUUGGCGGGCGUUUACCUGAUGGGCUUCUAUAACGUCCCCUGGGUGUUCCUACUCAGCCUGUCAUCCUCUAACACUGCUGGUGCGACAAAGAAGAGUUUCAUGGGUAUUUCCAUCGCGAUUGUCUACGCCGUUGGCAAUAUUGUCGGUCCUCAGUUCUUCCUUGAUAGACAGGCACCCACGUAUGCCCUCGGAAUAGGAUCUAUGCUUUGUGCAUUUGCCUUGAUGGCUGCCACUGGUCUGGUAUACUAUGUUCUCUGCGGUAUAGAGAAUAAGAGGCGCGAUAAGCAAUAUGGCAAGGCUCAUGACGACACUGAUAUUGGACUGGAGGCCGAAAGGAGCGACAAGACGGAUUGGCAGAAUCCCAACUUCCGCUACACUUACUAG
Fusarium odoratissimum NRRL 54006 is the source of this 1485-nucleotide messenger RNA. RefSeq lists its product as uncharacterized. Bases 1 to 1485 code for a protein of 494 amino acids. Gene Ontology annotation, cellular component: membrane. The transcript is spliced from 5 exons. Gene Ontology annotation, molecular function: transmembrane transporter activity. The record is from RefSeq and is a predicted model, not a curated record. Lineage: Eukaryota; Fungi; Ascomycota; Sordariomycetes; Hypocreales; Nectriaceae. Gene Ontology annotation, biological process: transmembrane transport.